Perca flavescens (yellow perch) is the source of this 2808-nucleotide messenger RNA. Its product is annotated as vang-like protein 2. NCBI's taxonomy places the organism in Eukaryota, Metazoa, Chordata, Actinopteri, Perciformes, Percidae. Gene Ontology annotation, biological process: multicellular organism development. The record is from RefSeq and is a predicted model, not a curated record. Gene Ontology annotation, cellular component: membrane.
GGGGCGCACGGCGCUACGGCUGAGUGGAAAGAAAAGUGGAAAGUGAGGAAAAUACCUGAAUGGACAGUAUGGAAUAAAUCAGGCCCCCUCAGCUGUCCCCUGCUGUGACUCUCCCACCCCUCUUCUCCUCCUUGCUGUAGCCUCUCCCUCCUCCCUUCUCCUGCUCCCUCCUCAUCGGCCUCCAAGAUAGAUUCCCUCAGGAGUAAGGUUGACCUGCUCAAGCUGCCCCUGGCUCUGACCACCAAGUCCAUCUCGGAGCGCAAGAGCCAGCUGGGAGGAGUGGGCGAGCAGCGCCGCCCGGGAGGAGGAGGAGGAGGCGGGCCUCGUAAAGCCUGUUCACCGCCCAGCCGAGACAUGGACAACGAGUCGCAGUACUCGGGCUACUCUUACAAGUCCUCACACUCCCGAAGCUCCCGAAAGCACAGGGAUCGGAGGGAUCGCCACCGCUCUAAGAGCCGAGAUGGCAGUCGUGGAGAAAAGUCGGUCACCAUCCAGACUCCUGGAGAGCCGCUGCUGGAUGCAGAGUCAACCCGCGGAGAUGACCGGGAUGAUAACUGGGGUGAGACCACCACAGUCGUCACCGGCACCUCAGAACACAGCAUCUCUAACGAGGACCUGACCCGCGUCACCAAAGAGUUGGAGGAGUCGACUCCGCUGGAGUGCAAGCGCUUCAUUGGCCCGGCUCUGGGAGGCUGCCUGAGCUUCUUCGCCCUGGUCACGCCGCUAGCCUUCCUCAUCCUCCCGCAGGUGCUGUGGCGGGACACCUUGGAGCCCUGCGGGACGCCCUGCGAGGGCCUGUACGUCUCCCUGGCCUUCAAGCUGCUGGUCCUGCUCAUCUCGUCCUGGGCGCUGUUUCUCCGGCCGCCCCGCGCCACGCUGCCGCGCUUCUUUGUCUUCCGCUGCCUGCUGAUGGUGCUGGUGUUCCUGUUCGUAGCGUCCUACUGGCUGUUCUACGGCGUGCGGGUGCUGGAGCCCAGGGAGCGGGACUACAGGGGGAUCGUGGAGUACGCUGCCUCGCUGGUAGACGCCUUGCUCUUCAUACAGUACCUGGCUCUGGUUCUGCUGGAGGUCCGACACCUGCAGCCCGCCUUUUGCCUCAAGGUGGUCCGGAGCACGGACGGUGCCAGCAAGUUCUACAACGUGGGUCACCUCAGUAUCCAGCGGGCAGCUGUCUGGGUGUUGGACCGUUAUUACAGCGACUUCUCCGUCUACAACCCUGCCCUGCUCAACCUGCCCAAGUCCAUCCUGUCCAAGAAGAUGACCGGCUUCAAGGUUUACUCCCUGGACGAAAGCACCACCAAUAACUCAUCGGGCCAGUCCCGGGCCAUGAUAGCAGCUGCCGCCCGCCGGAGAGACAACUCCCACAACGAGUUCUACUACGAGGAGGCCGAGAUGGACCGCAGGGUUCGCAAACGCAAGGCCAGGUUGGUCGUGGCGGUGGAAGAGGCCUUCACACACAUCAAGCGUCUCCACGAAGACGAGGUCGCCUCGUCCCCCAAACACCCGAGGGAGGUGAUGGACCCUCGGGAGGCGGCUCAGGCCAUCUUCGCCCCGAUGGCCCGAGCCAUGCAGAAAUACCUGAGAACCACCCGGCAGCAGGCCUUCCACAGCAUGGAGAGCAUCCUCACACACCUGCAGUUCUGCAUCACACACAACAUGACGCCCAGGGCGUUCCUGGAGCGGUACCUCUCCCCGGGCCCCACCAUGCAGUACCAGCAGCAGAACGGCAGGGGGCGCCAGUGGACCUUAGUGAGCGAGGAGCCGGUGACCUCGGCCCUGCGCCAGGGUCUGGUCUUCUCCCUGCGACGCCUGGACUUUUCCCUGGUCGUCACGGUGACGCCGCUGCCCUUCCUGCGGCUCGGGGAGGAGUUCAUCGACCCGAAGAGCCACAAGUUCGUCAUGAGGCUGCAGUCGGAGACCUCGGUGUGAAGGCAUCUGAAUGCCCCGCUCCCCCCACGCUGUCCUCUCUAGGUACUCGCUCCUGCUGGAUGUGGACGGGACAUGCGGGAGGCCAUGUGGCCCACUCCCCCAUCCAAUCAUCCUCCUCCUCCUGUUCCAUGAUCAUCACAGAUGCUCUGAUAUCAAACUGUGAUCAGCUCAACGAUUGUUCAAACCUGGAAUUAAACAGAUGCCUUGACCGUUUUGUUUUCUUUUUCUUUACCUGUGUUGUAAAAUCUUGUUCUUUGUUGGAAAAAAAAAAAGGGGGGACUUUUUCUCUUUUUUUGCUCCCUCUGUUGCUGUAACCACUGGACUGCUGACUCACAUGAACACCAGAUGAGGGGGGGGGAUUACAUCAUACGUGUCACUUCCUCUUUCUUGUGUAUUAAACACAGGCUACCUGGAGCUCAGCUCUGACUGCAGCGCUGUUGUACCACUGCCCAUUGGUUUCCUCUCAGUGGACUGUUUUUAUAUCAAAGGGUGUGACCUUUUUUUUUUUUACUUACAGAAUGUAGCAUUAUGUGCUUUGAAUUAACACGUGGCUUUUCAGAGGCCUAAAGGCCAAAAUGUCUUUUUAUAUCUUGACUGUAAAGAAACAUAGAAGUACAUUCCUAAACUACUCCAGACUACAGAAUUCAUGAUUGUCUACAUAUGCAGGUUUUGUUUUAUUCUACACUGGCAUUUUUUACUUUUCAUUUUACAGUUUAAGCAAGAAGACUAAACAAGGGCCCCAUGUAUAGCUGUUAUAAUCAUGCAAUCUGUAUCUGCUUAUCUUAACUUAACUGGAUAAGGAUGUUAAAGCAUAAGCCUUGAGUAUUCUUCUGAAUUUUCUUUAUUGUCAACAAAUCCCAUUAAAAUCCCAGAAAUCCA